Molecule: messenger RNA, 3557 nt
Organism: Microplitis demolitor
Lineage: Eukaryota; Metazoa; Arthropoda; Insecta; Hymenoptera; Braconidae
Product: poly [ADP-ribose] polymerase
Exons: 3
Coding region: 238-3150 (970 amino acids)
Cellular component (GO): nucleus
Molecular function (GO): NAD+ poly-ADP-ribosyltransferase activity; DNA binding; NAD binding
Source: RefSeq, a predicted model, not a curated record
CAUUAGUAUAAUUGCACUUGGGCUCCAUGCUCACAUUUCAUUUAUUUUAUUUUAUUUUAUUUUGUAACUUUGAAUUUUGCGAAAAUGCGGCCAGAGUUUUCAAUGUCUAGUUGAAUUUAUUUUAUGUGUAAAUUAUUUAUUUUGUUUUUAUUGGAUUGUAUAUAAAAUAAUUUAUACUUUAUGAUUAUAUUGAUUUUUUAAUGAUAAAUUCAAAUUUAUCAUUGACAAAUUUGAAAAAUGGCCGAGAAAGAAACGUACAGAGCGGAAUAUGCGAAAUCUGGAAACGCAGUUUGUAGAUGGUGUCAAUCGAAAAUUGGAAAAAAUGAAUUGAGACUCGUCAAAAAUAUUGAGCGGCCGUUUAUUGAUAAAGUAACCUCGAUUUGGUUUCAUGCAGAAUGUUUUUUUAUUGAUACGAAACCAAAAACUUUAGGAGAUAUUGGUAAUUUAGAUAAUAUCAGGUGGAGAGAUCAAGAAUUUCUGAAGAGAAAAAUUGAACAAAACACACCAAAAUCUGAGGAAGGGGCGGCGAGUACCAGUAGCAAAAUUCAAAACCAUCGACCCUGUAACCCAAAAUAUUUUAGAGUAGAGUAUUCACCAUCGAAUCGCGUGACUUGUAAUCUCUGCAGACUAAAAAUUUUAAAAGACAACUUAUGUAUAACAAAGCAUGUCUUCCAUAACGAAAAUCUUCUGUUUGUCGGUACCCAUAACUAUCACUUUGAAUGUUUCUGUAACCAGCGCAUUGAGCUUGGAUUCUUUGCCGCCGGGAAUGAUAUGCCUGGUUAUGAUGACAAAGUCUGGUCCCAUCAUAGAGAUCUGAUGUUAGAAUGUCUGCCACCGAUAGAAUAUACUGCGGAAGAAACCACUUUGGUUGAUGAGCUUGAGAAAACUAUGAAGCAACAGAACGAAGAAUUUUUUGAAGUUAUCGACUUGCUGCAAGAUGUCAGCAAAAAAGACCUGCUCCGCAUGUUGAAAACGAAUGGUCAACUCGUUCCCCAGUCACGGCAAGAAAUAGUCGAAGCCGUGGCCGACCAACUGGUUUUUGGAGCUCUGCCGAUUUGUUUCAAAUGCUUGGGGUUCAAUUACGUUUUCGAAUCUGGCGUGGGGUAUCGCUGCAUGGGUAAUCUUACCGAGUGGACCAAGUGCAAGAACGUAAGCGUUUAUCCCGUGAGGACAAAGUUCAUUCUCAGCAAUGAUAUUAAACAGCGGUAUCUAUUCUUUCAUUUCCACGAGUCCCGAGUCCAGGAUCGUAUGAUUCGCAUAUCAGCUCCAUCGGACCCAGUUACUCUAGAAGUAGAAGAGUCCAUCGCAGAAGAUAGCGCUGAAGUGGCUCAUGAAGUCAAGCCGCUAAAAGGAUUGUUGUUUGCGAUCGUUGGAAAGACGUUCAACAAUAAGGAGAUUUUGAAAAAAAAUAUAACAAAACUUGGCGGUAAAAUUGUUACGAAAAUCACUAGAGAAGUGGCUGCGGUGGUAUCCUCUGUCCGGACUCUUGCGAAGCCUAAUCAGAUGAUAAAAGAUGCCCAGCGGCUGAGAGUUAAUGUCGUUGGCGAAGGUUUCGUUGAUGAAGCAAAACAUUGCACUGACGCUCCGUUUAAAUUGAUUGUCGCGAGAACCAUUAGCGGGUGGGGAAGUGAUCCGAGUGUUAGAUGCGCUGGUUAUUUGGCAAAUCUAACUGGCAAAGGGAAAAUAACGCUGAAAAUAAAAGGCGGCGGAGCUGUUGAUCCUAAGAGUGGGCUAGACCACGUGGCCCAUGUUUAUCAGCAGGAUCUCGAUAAGUUCACGGUGACACUUGGCCUGACGGACAUUGAAGACAACAAGAAUGAUUACUACAAAAUGCAGAUACUCGAGCAUGAUAACGGUAGUAAAUUUUGGCUGUUUACUAGCUGGGGAAGAAUUGGCACGACGAUUGGAGGUUCUAAUAUGAGAUCUAUGUCUCUAGACUCCUGUAUUGAGUUGUUUAUAAAAACUUAUCUGAAAAAAACGGGAAAUGAAUGGGGUCGUGAUCCUGCUGCAUUUGUCAAGCGCCCGGGUAUGUUUUAUUUGAUAAACACUGAGGAUACUGAUGAGAGUAAAAUUAGCAGGAUGCAGUCGACUGUGCAAAGUCAAUUGAAAGCACCUGUAAAAGAUCUUGUUGUUUUGAUUUUUAAUAUUGAAUACAUGAAGAAGGCGAUGCUGGAGUACGAACUAGACAUUGAUAGAAUGCCUCUGGGUGCAUUGUCUACUAAGCAAAUCCAGCAGGCUUAUCGCGUUCUCGGUGACGUGACGACCAUAAUCAGAAGCAAUGCUGAUCCGACAUUACUAAUCGACGCAUCAAACCAAUUUUACACUCUGGUUCCUCACUCAUUUGGGAUGAAAAGUCCCCCGGUUCUCGACUCCCAGGAAGCGGUAAAGAAAAAAUGUGAGAUGCUGCACUCGUUGAUCGAGAUGGCGGUUUCUUACCGGAUACUGUAUGACAACAUCGAUGUAAAUCAGCACCCGAUAGACGACCGGUACUUCAAGCUCAAUACUCAUAUCGAUGUUCUAGAUCCUAACUCCUAUGAAUACGGAGUAAUUCAACGCUACGCAAUGAAUACUCACUCGGAAUAUCACGAUUCCUACCGAUUACAAAUCGAGAACAUCUUCGCUAUCAAUCGUAGAGGCGAAGACGAGAGAUACAGAGAAUUUUCCGGGUUGCCCAAUAAAAGACUCCUGUGGCACGGCUCACGUAUCACCAAUUUUGCUGGUAUUCUAGCUCAUGGACUCCGUAUCGCUCCACCGGAAGCCCCAUCUUCGGGCUGGAUGUUCGGCAAGGGAAUUUACUUCGCUGACAUGAUAUCCAAGUCUGCUAACUACUGCAACACCACUUUCGGCAACACAACAGGUCUUCUGCUGCUUUGCGAAGUCGCUCUAGGCCUUAUGUACGAAAGAACUCAGGCUGAUUUCAUCACCGCACUGCCUUAUGGCUUCCACUCUACCUUCGGAAGAGGUAGAAAUGUUCCGGAUCCCCAUGAUUUUUGUAUGGCUCCGGGUAAUGUUCUGGUGCCUUACGGAAAACCCAUAAAAGUAGAUCCUUUUCGCCAGCUAACGCUUGCGCACAAUGAGUACGUUGUCUAUAAUCCUGCGCAAAUUAAAACCAGGUACUUGCUUCGUGUAAAUUUUAUAUACAAAAAUUAAUUGUGUAAUUCAAUUUUUGUAAAUGUUAAUAACUAACGUUUUUUUAAAUUAUGAACCUGAAUGUUCAUAAAUAAUUGAGAUUUACUUCCAAUUUUUAUAGUAUUCAAUUGAUUAUUCCCUCUUUUAAUGAUAAGUAAUAAAAUGUACAUAAAGCUGUAGUUUUAAUGUAAUUGGAUGAUUAGAGGUAGAAAUAUUCAAUUUUUAUUACGAUAUAUAGUAAAACGAAUACAUGAAAAACAAAACGCGCGCGAAAUAAAUAUUGGAUAUCAGUAAAUUUGUAUAAAUGGAUAUAAUUUUUAGUAGGGAUUAGUAUGUACCUGAAAUUUUUUAUUUAUUCCGACAGUUUUGGCAAUCAUGUUAAUUAAGUAUUAUUUAUAGUAAUUAUGUAAUACGAUUUUUUUUAAGAA